Messenger RNA from Amoebophrya sp. A25, 590 nucleotides. NCBI's taxonomy places the organism in Eukaryota, Dinophyceae, Syndiniales, Amoebophryaceae. The record is from the annotation of a GenBank genome assembly.
CUUUUGAGUUGGUUCCUGUAAUAGUGGCGCCAAAGGACGCUCUCGUCGACGAGAUUACGCAGCAAGAAGUAAGGGAGCGAGCGAAAGCCGACCUGAAUAUUCUACCGGGUUUCAUGCUGUACACUCUAAAACGUGGUAAGAAAGCGAAAGCGCGUUUCGUUGUAAACGGCAAAUCGGACAAACGGUUUCUGGAUCCGGAGGACAAGAAGAUGGCGAGACAGAAGAGAAAAGGCAAAAGUACUAGUGAUCGUGGUCCUUCAUCUCCUGUGAGUCAUAAAAGUACUAUGGCUUCGGCUUCUAGUAAUAGUCAACGCAGAAAUGGAACUGAGAGUCAAAUAUCUGCCGACCCCGACAACACAACUAGCUCUUCGUCAGGAACAUUCACCACUUCUUCCUCCAAUCAUGUUCCAUGUAAUCACGGACACACUCGCUCCGAAAAAACAGCGAGAAGAACCAAGAAUGAACAUCUUCUCCCGCUCACCAGUAAUACUGGAGGACCUCUACUAGAAGGGAUAGGGAAAGAAUCCACUCCGCAGACAGCAGGAGAGACAGGAGAGGACUCGUCCGGUGAUAUUUUGCAGAGCUUGCUA